Siniperca chuatsi (mandarin fish) is the source of this 2510-nucleotide messenger RNA. Its product is annotated as GTPase IMAP family member 9-like. Bases 1005 to 1985 code for a protein of 326 amino acids. Gene Ontology annotation, molecular function: GTP binding. NCBI's taxonomy places the organism in Eukaryota, Metazoa, Chordata, Actinopteri, Centrarchiformes, Sinipercidae. The record is from RefSeq and is a predicted model, not a curated record. The transcript has 3 exons.
AACAACAGCAGGAAGUGAAUGCAGAACUAGAAUCACAUGAGAAAAGAAGCUUGUUGAGAAAGAUUUCAGACCGAAGCUUUGACCCAUGCCCUGACUGCGGAUUGUACAGUAACAGCAACCUUUAAAUGGCAGCCUCACAUGGUUCAGAGCCAAGCCUGACCCGAGUGGUUGUACUGUUAAUGGGUGAGAAACAAAGUGGAAAGAGCUCAACAGGAAACGCCAUCCUGGGAAAAACAGCCUUUCACAAGAAAACAACGCGCAGCUGCAAAGAAGAUGGCACCAUCUUUGGAAUACAAGUGAACAUACAACUUUACAGUUUGGAUUUACUCAUUUUAAAUAAAUCUGGUCUUUACUCACUUUGACUAAAUUUAAUCAACCAGGUGGCAGUGGUGGACACCCCAGGGUGGCUGUCCCAAUCCACCACUCCAGACAAGGUGUCCCAGGAGCUCUGCAGAGGUCUGACCCUCUGCCACCCAGAGCCCCAUGUCAUCCUGCUGGUGCUGCCCACCACCACCACCUUCGGCCAAGAGGAGUGGCAGGCCAUGGAGGCCCAUGGAACCCCCAUCUGGCAGCGACUGCUUUACCCCAAACCAGUGAUCAUCUGGUCAUGUUGCGAGCCAGUUUAUGGGUCUCAGUGACCCCAUGGAGGCUGCCUGAUUUAUUUUUGCGUCCGUACAUUCAUUUGUCAAUUCAUUUGCUGAAUUGUUCAUCCAUGUUCCCAGUGGUUUCCGAGCCUGUAACGGGCAAUAAAUAUGAGGGGUCACAUCACAAGAUGAUUAAAAGGAUAAAUAAAAGAAACAUAUACUGUAUUUUUGUUACACAACAUCUAAUUUGAGCUUUCUUCUUGUGAAAUACUGGAUUUUAUCACCUCUUUUGGGGCUACAAAUGAAACAAUCAAAGAAAGAAAAAUCACUCUCAGAAAAAUCCCACACAACUGCUCACUAUUCAGAUCCACAGUAAAGCAUUUAGCUGUAGACUCUUAGUCUUGUUCACUUAUUACUAAAAUGAUGGUUCUUUGGCUCUGCCCAUUGAGGUUUAACUCAACCAAUGAGGUUAUUUCUGCUGCAGGAGACCUGCCUAUCGAGGAGCACAUAAGGCGACAAGGUCAGACUCUCCGCUGGCUGAUGGAGCGAUGUGGGAACAGGUAUCAGGUUAUGAACAACCAAUCCAGGGCCUCAGAGGCUCAGGUUGCAGAGCUCUUUGGGAAGAUCCAAAAGAUGAUGGAGACUCUCAAGCGUCCCAGGGAGAUCCAGUACAGGAUGUCCACCCAGCUGAGACAUGAUGUGAGUAUGAAGGAGGAGAGGAGGUGGGAGGGAAGACAAGAGGAGAUAGAAAUGACAGUGAGGCAUGACGUACAUGAUGGGAGGCCAAGAGAAACGAAGCAGAUGGCAUCAGGAUGGCCAUAUAUGCCCAGAGGAUUCCCAGCAGAUCCAGUUGGUUUUAAACCUGCUCUUGGCCUCAUCCUGCUGGGAAGGAGGAAGUCGGGGAAGAGCUCAGCAGGCAACAUGAUCCUGGACAGAGAAGAGUUUCAGAUCGACACAAAGACCAUCAGGUGCUCUGUAGGCCAUGGGAAAGUAUCAGGGCGGCCUGUCACGGUGGUGGACACCCCCGGGUGGAGUCUGUUUGGUCUGGCCAAUCCUGAGCAGGUGAGGAUGGAGAUCAGCCGGAGCCCUUCCCACUGCCCGGUGAGGAGCAAAGUGUCGUUCCUGCUGGCUGUACCGGUGGACUCGUUCAGAGAGAAAGACAGGAGAGCUGUGGAGAUGUACCUCAGCAUUUUGGGCAAUGAUGUGUGGAAAAGCACUGUGGUAUUGUUUACCCACGGAAAGGAGCUGAGAGGAAGGACGGUGGAGAAACACAUCCAGGAGAAGGGAGAACCUCUGCAGUGGGUGCUGGACAGAUGUGGCCGCCGGCAUCAUGUGUUUGAUACAAAUACUGGAGACGAUACUCAAGUAAACCAGCUACUGGAGAUGGUGGAGCAACUGUAGAAACUAUGUAUGACAAAACAGAAAGAAAAUAUGGGGAGACAUUUUCACUCACCUCCACCCACUUCGUCAGUCCACGGAGGAUGAUCAUGCUCACCAGCACUGGGUUUAAGUCCAACUCUGCCUUUAUUGAGCCGUAUUUGAAUUGUGCUCCAGAACAGUGCCACUGAAGGAAUGUAUCAAAAUGAGAUGUAUGAUAUAUGAGAUAAUGAUUCUAUGUCCUUGUUACAAAAUCUGCACAUUGGAGAUUGUAUAUUUAGCAACUGUUUUGUGGCUGAAAUUUUGUACAGCAGUUUAAAUUGAAAUGCUUGCAUAUGGCAGUCUGUAGUUGUUUAUCAUUUGAUAAACUGAAAUCCAUGGCAGUGUCAGAAAUGUCCAUGUUUGUGGUAAAGCUGAGAGAAGUUGACUGUACUCUUGCACUGAAGCGACCUGUCCUUACAUCUCGGUCAGGUGUCUGUGUGACAUUAUCCUACCAUCUUUACUGAAAAUAUCAUUUACAAAAAUAUUUCCUUUUGAAAACUUCUUAAA